Messenger RNA from Aphidius gifuensis, 1877 nucleotides. RefSeq lists its product as uncharacterized. The transcript has 3 exons. The record is from RefSeq and is a predicted model, not a curated record. NCBI's taxonomy places the organism in Eukaryota, Metazoa, Arthropoda, Insecta, Hymenoptera, Braconidae. Bases 208 to 1545 code for a protein of 445 amino acids.
AGAGAAAUUCUCAGCUAAAUAAAAAAAAUAAUAGACAUCUGUAAACAAUUGCAACUUAUUAAAAUAAUAAAUAUUCUAAACAAUUGUUUUAAAAUAAUAAUUGUCACAAAGAUAAAUUGAAUAUAAAUAAUUGUUAUUACUAUUUUAAAAAGAAGCAAAAAAGUAUUUUAAUUUUUAAUUGUAUUUUCCAAUUUCUUAACCUUAAAAAUGAAUAAUCCAAGAGGUUCAAAGGAUGUAUUUAAAAAAAAAUGUAGUGUUUGUGGUUUUCAAUCAAAAAAUAAUAGUGAAGUAAGUUUUCAUGUUUAUCCAAGAGAUAUUAAAAUGCGAGAAAAAUGGAUUGAUGCAUUAAGAACAGAUAAAUCAAAGUUGAAUUUUGCAAGUUCUUUAAUUGUUUGUAGUCAACAUUUUAAUCCAAAAACUGAUUUUUUAGAACGACCUCCAGGUAUUGGUACAAAAAGACGAGGAUUAAAACCAACUGCAGUACCAUCAUAUGAAAUAAUUCCUCGACCAAGUACAAGAAGUAAUUCAGAAGUUGAUACUUUAAUUACAAUAAACAACACAGUAUCCAAUCCAAUACAAUCAUCAAGUAUCUUUGAGAGUGAUAUCAACAAUCAAUCAGUUUUAAUUGAUCAUAAUGAAAUAUUUGAUGAUAUAUCUGAAAUUUCAAUAAUUGAAAAUUCAUAUAAUUCACCAGAAAUAACGCUACAAGUAUCAGAAACUGAGGAAACAAUGAAUGAAGUUGAUGUGGUUGAAGAAACAUCAUUUAAUGACAAAAGUGUUGAAUCAUUUAUAAGAAAAAUGAUUAAAACAGAUAAACAAUUAGAUGGUUUUACAGGUUUACAUUCAUUUUCAUUAUUUACAUCAAUUGUUAAUAAUAUUGUUAAAUCAAAAAGUGAUAAUAAUUUAUCAUAUGAUGUUAUGGAUAUUGAAGAUGCAGUUUUAUUGACAUUUAUAAAAUUAAAAUUAAAUAUAACAUAUGUUUGUUUAGCAGCAAUAUUUAAAGUUACUGAAAAAAAAGCACAAGAAAUAUUUAUUGAUACAUUAAAUGAAUUAGAAUCAUUAUUUUCAAAUAUGUUAGAUUGGCCAUCAAACAAUGAAAUAACAAUGGGAAAAUUAGAGGAACAAAAUUAUGAAAAUUAUUCUGAUUAUACUGAUGCAUCAAGAGUAAAAUUUAUCAUAAGUAUUGCAUCAACUGGUUUAAUAUCAUAUGUUAGUAAAGCAUUUAAUAAUAAAUUAUUUUCUCAAGCUGAAAUUGGUGAUGAUGAUUGUACAAAAACAGAUAAAGGUUUUGAAAUUGAUAUUGAAUGUACAACAGUUAAUUUACAAUUAUUAGAAUCAAAAUUAAAAACUGAAAUUCAAUGUGAUGGAAUUAAAAUUGAAACAGAUGAUUCACAUGUUGAUAUUGAAAAUACAUUAAGAAGAAUUAAAAUAUUUAAAAUUUUAAAUGGUACAAUACCAAAUUAUUUAUCAUUAUAUUGUGAAAAAAUUAUGCAUGUUAUUUGUGGUUUAUUUAAUUUAGGUGUUUCACAUGAUUUACAAAAUUAAAUUAGAAAGAAAAAAAAAAUAGCUAAGCCAAGAUAAAUAAAUAACAUCAAUUCGAAAUAAAAAUAAAAAUAUGUUAAUGUAAUUUUUACGAAUAUCAAUAAAUACUUUUGACUGAAUUAAAAUUAAAUAAUUCAAAAAAAACAAAAAUUUUAUAUCAUCGAAAAAGACAAAUUUAUUAAAAGAAAAAAAUUCAAACUAAUAUUAAUUAUUGUAUCAAUAAAUAAUAUAGAAAAUAAUUUUAUAAAAUUAGACAAUUUUAUUAUUAAUUAAAAAUAGUAAAACUAAAAAUUAUUUUACUAUAAAAUUGAGCAAAAAAAAAAAAAAAGGAAAAA